Molecule: messenger RNA, 2168 nt
Organism: Ooceraea biroi (clonal raider ant)
Lineage: Eukaryota; Metazoa; Arthropoda; Insecta; Hymenoptera; Formicidae
Gene: Tsen2
Product: tRNA splicing endonuclease subunit 2
Biological process (GO): tRNA splicing, via endonucleolytic cleavage and ligation; tRNA-type intron splice site recognition and cleavage
Cellular component (GO): tRNA-intron endonuclease complex; cytoplasm
Molecular function (GO): tRNA-intron lyase activity; nucleic acid binding
Source: RefSeq, a predicted model, not a curated record
GAACAUACCACUACCACGGUAUAUUUCAAAUAUCUAACCUAAUCUGAAAUGACUGAAUGUAUACACGUAUCGACUGUCACUCCAUAAGUUGAAAGAUGAAUUUGCGAGAACCAAGGAAAAAGAAAAGAGUAAAAUUGAAACUGCAGUCACCAUUUCCCAUUCCACUGAACGAAACUGAAGAAUGGCCAGUUUAUACCGCUCACCUCACAGAUCUGGGCUCGUGCAUAAUUGAACCUGAUGAAAUCCAUGCAGUACAUUCUAUGGGAUUUUUUGGUAAAGGAUCGCUAUCACGCAGUUAUCCUUCUUUUGGCAAAGCGAGGUAUGGUGCACCUCCAGUUGUCCGAAACAGACAAUGGCGUCAUAGGCAGGAAUGGCUGAGAGAAGUGAAAGAAUUGAAUUCUGCCUCUAGAUCCAAUUUCGAAGUGGAGAUCUGCGAUAUAAUUGCAGAAGGUAAAGCGAGUCAAUACGGGGAAGGAAAUGUAUCAGGUAACAGAAAAGAGAGCGUUGGCGAUAUCAUCGAGAUUUUACCGAACCCCAUCGAAAGUGGGAGCAAGCAAAGAGAUGAAGCUGCGAUAAAGGAGAUCGACGAGGUCGUUCUCGAUUCCGCGGAGGAGGAUGACGUGUGCGUCAUUGUUAAUAAAGACUCCGAACAGAAACGUAACAGCACCAAGGGCUCUCCGAAAACUCAGGAUGAUCAGAACUUCUCGGAGGAGCAAAAGGACAAGGAGGAACUUUGCGAAUUCGACUAUUACGACUUCAAGAACGAUCGCCUGAACGAGGAUGAUGAUCCGCAUGGUAAAUUGUUAGUCCUACCGGACAGCGACUCGGACACCGAGAACUAUCUGAAGAACAUCAAGCCAAAGAUCGAAAAUGAGGGUUUCCCCAUCCGGGAAGCUCUACACCUCACUUUCGAGGAGACUUUCUUCCUGCUGUUCGGUCUCGGCUGCUUGCAGAUCGUCCACUUCGAUGGCAGCCUACUGGACAUCAACAGCGCGUGGUUGUACUUUUGCAAAGAGAGGCCGGACUUUUUACAAAAAUACGUAGUCUACCAUUAUUAUAGGAGCAAAGGCUGGGUGGUAAAGCCUGGCCUGAAAUAUGGUGGCGACUUUCUGCUCUACAAAGACGGGCCGCCCUUUUAUCACGCUUCUUACAUCGUCAUAGUUGAAGUAGCAGACGCAGAUUCUUUAGUCAUAGAUUCUACCAUGUCGUCGCGAUCCAUGACGUGGGACAGUUUGUUCGGACUAGAAAGGCUUUCCGAAACCGCUGCUAAGGAAAUACUUUUCGCGCAAGUUUUAUGGCCAUCUUCAGUGUCUCGGGAUGUCGGCGCGACUAACCCCGAGAUACUCUCCGAGUUCACAGUAAGAGAAUUGCUCUGGCGACGAUGGAAUCCGAAACAACACCGGGAAGAUGUUCCGACUGAAGAGGAAGAUGACGAUUCCUUCUAAAAAGUUUUAUUUUUACAAAUCUUUUUACAACGAUAAUGCUUUAAUUUAUUUUAUACGAUCAUUGUUUUAUCAUAACGUUUUACCAUAAUGCGCCUAUAUAUAUAUAUAUAUAUAUAUAUAAUCUUUUUAUUAAAAAUGUAUUUAUAUAAUAAGGCGAUUCGUGCAAUUCACCAAUACGAUAUAUCUUUUUUUAAACUGUGACUGUAUUAAAUACUGCGAAGUUUAUUACAAUCUAAAAUUAAAUAUAUGCGUGUAAUGACAAUAUUAGUGAUAUAUAUACAGCUCACAGGAAACACAAUUUGCGCAAAGUGUCCAAGCUACUCCGCGCGAGUAGCGGCGCGCAUUAAGUCGGAUCGAAUCGUGUCUUUAUCAGUGAUCGGCGAUUCGCGCGGCGGUACCGCUUGCGGUACUCGCAAAGUGAAAGCAAGUUGCGAUCGCAAGGCGGAUCGCGCGAGGGCCCGCAGCACGUCAUCCCAGGGCCCGUGCAGUCAGUCCGAGACGAGCUGAGAGCUGGCAUGUCGAGCGCCGUGCAUUGCGAGUCGUCAGCGAGUUGAGCAUCCUUCAAGCCCGAGCCGGGGGAUAACGUCCGCGCGAUUCGGUAUGUAAAAGAUAUUUCUCCCCUAUCAACCUUGCGUCACGUUAUCAAAUAAGUGUAGGUGCUUGUGUCAUCCGAAAUUUAUGUGAUCAACUUGCAAAACAAAUAACAAUACUCGAUUUUUAUAA